Messenger RNA from Oncorhynchus kisutch (coho salmon), 3730 nucleotides. Its product is annotated as chondroitin sulfate synthase 2-like. Gene Ontology annotation, cellular component: Golgi cisterna membrane. Bases 196 to 2496 code for a protein of 766 amino acids. The transcript has 4 exons. Lineage: Eukaryota; Metazoa; Chordata; Actinopteri; Salmoniformes; Salmonidae. Gene Ontology annotation, molecular function: glucuronosyl-N-acetylgalactosaminyl-proteoglycan 4-beta-N-acetylgalactosaminyltransferase activity. The record is from RefSeq and is a predicted model, not a curated record.
AGAGACCAUUGACACGUAAGAAUCCUGCUUUAAUUUUAUGGAAGAGGCUACGUAGGCCUACAUCUUUUUUAGUAGCGAAGGAUGGUAUUUUUUAAUAUAGCCAGCUACUAAUAUUUUGUAUUUGGUUUGAUGUACAUAAUUAUCCAACGCGACUAAAUUAGGCUGUAGAAAGGGCCUACAUAGUCAACGUUGAGAAUGAGAUUCUCAAUGUUUAUUUCUCUGCUGAGGCCGAUCGGGCCGGUUAUUAUCGGUAUUUCUUUGGGAUUUACCUUAAGUUUACUUAGUGUGAAUUGGGUGGAGGAGUCUUGUUUCCUCAACGGGAAAGCGAGUGAAGAAAUAAGUUUGUCCCAAGAUGGGAAUUCAAAAGGAGCAAGGAGACCCAAUUCGAUAUCGACGGUCAAAGAUGUGGACGCCGAGGAAGAUUUUGAGCCAAGAAUAGUGCCAUAUAAACCAGUCCAACAAAGCAAACCAAAUAAACUUUUUCGGGCUAAGUACAUCAGUACAGAGCUGGGGAUCCGGGAGCGCCUCUUCGUAGGGAUCCUGACCUCCAAAAGCACCAUCAACACAUUGGGAGUGGCCGUGAACCGCACCCUCAGCCACCACCUGGACACUGUCGUCUUCUUCACCGGCAUGCGCAACCGCAAAGUGCCCCACGGCAUGUUCGUGGUCACCCAUGGGGACGAGAGGCUCAUAUGGAACAUGUUCCAGACCAUCAAGUACAUCUUGGAGCACUAUGUCCAUGAGUAUGACUGGUUCUAUCUGGCCCAGGACGACACCUACACCGAGGCAGACCGGAUCAAACAGCUGGUGGCUCACCUGAGCAUGGACCGGGAGCUUUACAUGGGCAGCCCUGAGGAGUUUAUAGGUGGGGAGAUGGAGGGGAGGUACUGCUACGGUGGGUUUGGUUACAUUCUGUCCCGUACCCUGUUGCUCCGGCUCAAACCCUUCCUGGAGAACUGUAGGAAUGACAUCCUGAGCGCCAGGCCUGACGAGUGGCUGGGCAGAUGCAUCAUUGAUUAUUCCAACACCAACUGUGUGGAUGAGCAUGAGGGGCUGCAGUACUACCAUUACGAGAUGGGCAAGAACUCAGAUCCGAGUAAGGAGGACAAUAUGCAGUUUAAAAAUGCCUUGACUGUCCACCCGGUGUCUGACCCUGAGCAGAUGUAUAGACUACACAAGCACUUCACUGAGAUCGAACUGCAGAGGACAUACGAUGAGAUUGAGAAGCUGCAGACGGAGAUAAAGAAUGUGAGUGAAGUGGCUUAUGAUGGCAACCGGAGCGCCCAGUGGCCCAUUGGGAUCAAUCCUCCCUUUGAGCCCAAGUCUCGCUUCGAGGUCCUUCGAUGGGACUACUUCACGGAGGAACAGUUGUAUUCGUGCAUCGACGGCUUCCCCAAGUGUGAACUGCGCGGUAUUGAUCGUUUGGAUGUGGCAGACGUCAUCGAGAUAGCCAUGGGGGAGCUGAACAAGAAGUACAAGCCUGUCCUCCACUUGAAGAAGCAGCAGCUGAUCAAUGGCUACCGGCGCUUCGACCCUACUCGGGGCAUGGAGUACACCCUGGACCUGCAGCUGGAGGUAGUCAACCAGAAAGGUCACAGUAGCUCCAUCACCAAGAGGGUCCACCUGGUGCGUCCCCUGAGUCGCAUCGAAAUCAUCCCCAUGCCUUAUGUCACAGAGGCCACCAGAGUUCACAUCAUCUUACCGCUGAACGUUCAGGAUCGAGAUUACGUCAACCAUUUUCUUGAAGUGUUGGCCGCAAAUUCGUUUGAGACCAGUGAAAACGCCAUCUUGACUUUCCUGUUCAUCUACGACCCAUUCGAGGCCCAGCAGGUCAACCAGAAUGACAUCUUCGCCAGUGUUAAAACCCAGAUCAAUGCCUAUGAACGCAAGUAUCCAACAGUGAAGAUCCCGUGGAUAAGUGUCAAGACCGAAACCCCUUCUCAAAUCAAAUUCAUGGACAUCAUCUCGAAGAAGCACCCAGUAGACACGCUGUUCUUCAUCACUAACGUCAACACCAACGUCAACUCAGAGUUCCUCAACCGUUGCCGCAUGAACUCCAUCAACAACUGGCAGGUGUUCUUCCCAAUCCACUUCCAGGACUACAACCCAGACAUUGCCUUCCACAACCAGGAGCCCCCACCCGCAGUAGACCUGGUCAAGGACGCCGGACACUUUGACCGCAGUUCGUUCGAGGAGGCGUGCUUCUACAACACUGACUACAUGGCGACGCGCACACGAAUGGCCUCCGACGUGCAGGAGAACGAGGAGAUCCUGGAAACCUUGGAUAUCUAUGAUAUGUUUGUCAGGUACUCAACCCUGCAUGUGUUCAGGGCUGUGGAGCCAGCCUUGCACCAGAAGUACUACUACCAGGCCUGUAACCCUCGGCUCAGUGAGGACAUCUACCACAGGUGUGUCCAGAGCAACCUGGAUGGCCUGGGAGCCCGUUCCCAGCUCGCCAUGCUGUUAUUUGAACAAGAGCAAGGAAAUAGCACUUGAUCACACCUCGCUUAGAAACCUCCCCUUGAAUGUGUGUGUGAUUGAGUGUAUGUGAAUGUGUGUUAACAUGUUUGCGUGCGUGUGGUUGUGUGCAUGUCUGUUUUAAAACUAGUGCAGUACAUUCCUAAAAUGUUUUUUUGAUUUGUUACUGAAUACAAAAAACAUUGCUGGAACCAAAUGGGGUGGUUUUGAACAUUGAAAGUAUUUUAAACCUUUGAUUUGGUGGUCAUGCAGGGAUGCCUAUAUCAAUAUUUUUUUAUAUAUUAGAAAAGUUCUACAUACAUUUGAUGUUUCUCUCAAUGGUAUGGCUUUUAACCUGCACAGCUUUUGAUACUUGGUCCUUUGCAGUUUAGUAAUCACUACUAAAGCACAUCUCAAUAUGUGUGCCUUUUAAUGUCUGUCGGUCCUCUUGUAUUUUCAUGUCCCUUGUCACAUCAAGCAAAAUAAGUAGAUUUACAUGUACACAUUUAUCAAUAUUUGAGGCCUCAUAUUUCCACACUACACAAUUAAUAUUUUAAUGUGUAAGCUGGCAUGUGAAAUAUAGAUUCACUCUACUCAAAGAUGUUAAACGGAAGAAAGCUUAAUGGCACUGACGUAAUCAGAUGCACCGUGAGAUUACUGUUAGGUUAAGAGGAUUGGACAUUAUGUGUCGGUACUGUAGGUCCCCGUAGGUGAGGUAGAAAACUACCCCUCUAGGGGUCUCUUUAGGAGGUUGCAGCAUUACACAUUCUUUAAAAAAAUCGAAUAAAAAGCAUAUGAUUGUCUGUUAUUUAGAAUAGGAAAUCAUGUCAUCUUUAUCUGUUACAUUUCUAUCUGCAAAACUCUAAACAUUUCACCCCUCUGAAUACACGGUUAGAUACUGUAUGUUUCUCUGACCAUAUUGCUGGAGUCCUUGAAAAUAACUGAGGUCAACUUUGUGACUGGACUAGUCCACAUAAGUUGCUGGUUUCAGUAUGUACCACACUAAAAUGUCAUCUCAAUAUAUUAAAGUAGCAAUUUGAAAGCAGUUGCAUUUUAAGAAUGUAGUUAUUGAGGGCAAUCAGGAUUGUGGUUUGUAAUGUAUACGUUGGUAGUCAACGUUGUAACAUGAAUGCUAUUAAAUUUCUAUUACAUUUCUAUUGCAUCGGAAUAUACCUGAAGAUAUACAGUUGAAGUCUGAAGUUUACAUACACCUUAGCAUUUCAACAAAAAAUUUCACAAUUCCUGACAUUUAAUCAUAGUAAAAAUUCCCUGU